UUCGGCACCAACGUGCAUUAACGGUCGAUUCUUUCCUUCUUGUUUGGAUUUUUCUUGCUGAAAAGAGUAUACGCGAUACCUCAAUACACGCUUAUCUCUAAUACCCUGAACAACCAGAAAUACGUGACAUUAGUGAAUCCUUAUGAUCUUCGAUAUGCAAAACAGAUAGGACGGUGGUGAUAGUGGUGAUGGUAGUAGACACCGACGAAGAGAACAAGAGAACAAAGAGGAGGGGAGGAAGGCGAGGGGAAGGAAGUGGACGCAGGUAGUGAUGGUGCACAGAGAGAGGCUGGGUACACAAAGACAUAAUACAGCUACAAGAAAAGAGAAGAGAAGAAAAGAGGAGAGGGAAGAGCUUCGGGUUUGCAGCAAUCGGCGCACGCUAUCCCGCGCGCUUGCUCGCGCGCGCGCGUUCUUUACAAAACAACGCAUCUGAACAUUCUGAACCCAUCGCUGAACGCGUCUCAACAGUUCGGCACGAAUUCACAUUGAGUUAAUUAUCCUGACGGACGUACGGGUUUCAUCGCGUCGCCGCCAUAUUGGCGGUUUGAUAUAACACGCACUAAUAAGUUCAGAUUGAGUACGAUAGUCAUCGUAGUUGACACGCCGAUUUCGUCUUUGUUGUAUGUUGAUACUACGAAUGUGCCAUAAACAGCAGAGUGAUCAUGUCAUAAUAUUCCUUGAUAACUGCACUUAAUAAUACACAAACGUUCAGUGAAAUCUUUUAUCGAAUAAACAUAAACUGGAAUUUAUGCAUUUUUUCUUCACUUCAUGUUGUCUGCAUUGAAUAAAUUGUGAAUUGUAGUUUUAAAAAUCGUUGAGUGCAACAUCGACGUUGGAUCAUUAAUCACUAAUGAAGAGCGAACUUGAAACUGUUUGUACGUGUACGAUUAGUAGAAUCUACUUCUGUUCAUGUAAAGUUAAUCUUAUGUUUUAUGGAUUGUGUUACUGUUUAAUAUUUCAUUUAUGAUUGUAAACCAGUCGAUCAGUGAUUUAGAAUUACUAUAAAUGUGCGGAAUGUGUGAAAUGUUUAUUCCAAUUCAUUGAGACAUAUAUAUUUUGUUAAUUAACAAAUGUGAACAAUUAUUUAAAUCAGAAUAGAUCUUUGUUAAUGAUCUUGUGACAAUUUUAUUGUUAAUGACAAUGUCUAUGUUAAUGAUUAUAUUUACAGAUUGGAAAUGAACAAUUCAUUGGAUCAAGACUUUCAGGAAUUUCAGUUUUCUGAACAGAAAGAGAUUUGUAACAGUGAUGGAAUAGAUAGUUUGGAAGCAUUUGAUAAAGGUGUGGAGGAUAGAACGAUAUUUCCUUUGCGACUAUCGUUGUUCAGUUGUGAAAUUUGCAGAAAGCAGUAUACGACAAAGAAACAACUCCGUACUCAUAUUCUCACACAUUUAGGAAGUCCACGAGUAGUGUUGAGGAAAGUUACAAAUUUCAAAAGUAUCACGAAGACACAGACCGAUACCUAUUGGUUAAAUCCAGAGGGGAAUGGUUCUCUGAAAUUAACACUAAAAAAACAGAAUUCAAGUGAACAUUUGAAACUCAAGCUCAGAAAGUCAUCUGAAUCUGAAGAUUUCACUGUUGUAAAGAGCAACAUAAAUCUGGAAACAAAGGAUCACAACCGAGACGUGGCUGAAGGAAUACAAAAUGAACCAAGACAUGGGAAAUAUACAGAAGAUUCAGUUGAUCGAUCGUUUAAAAACGUGAUGGUGGAACAAGAGGAUGGCUAUGAGAGCAUUAAAUUUACUAAUGAGGACCAUAAUACAUUGGAAGAAAAUGAUAAGCACACCAUAGAUGUAAAUGAGGGUGAUUCGGGUGUAGGAAGUGAUAUGGCAAAUCCAUCUGAAAAGGAGGAUCAAAAUGAUGAUUUACAAGCUGCAGAUCAAUAUGACAAUCCAGAUAGAAGAUUCUCUGAAACUGAAGAUCAUGAAGAGUCAGAUGCAUUGGAAGCGACAUGUAGAGAAACAAUUGAAAACUUGAAAAAACUUGGUGAACAAUCUGGAUCUAGAUCUAUAAAUCAGUUAAUUGACAAUUCAGGAAUUGAUAAUGAUGAUGACAGAGAUUCAGAAGCUAUGAUACACGAUUUAGAAGAAAAUCCGGCUAUUAGUAUCAUUUCAUCGAAGUCUUCAACAUUUCCAAAUCACGCUACGGAUUGUGCAAGAAUGUGCGAUGAUGAUGAUAAAUCUGAGGAACUAACAGAAAGUUCAUCUGGUUUCAAUUGGAAUCAACUAUCUACCAAUUUAUCAAAUAAGAAUAGUGAAGGUUCUAAAGAUAAUGAAGAUCAAUCUGAUAAUGGAGACGAUAAUAACAUUGAAAAUGCUGGAUCCCUUUUACAGAACUUGAUUGAACAUCAAAGAAAUAAUCAAAACGAAACAUUAUCAAAUAAUUUAUCAUCAGAAACUGAAUACGUUUCGCUAGAGAAGUUAGCUGAAACUGUUAAUACUUGUCGUGUUUGUAACGAAAAGUUUAAGGAUAUUGCACAUUUAGACGAGCAUCGAAACAAAGUUGGACAUUAUCAGUGCAAUAUACCCGAAUGUAGUAAUCUUAUUUUUAAUUCGCCGUUGGAAGUUUCAAUGCAUAAAGCUCAGAUGCACGGGACGCCUCUCUCUCCAAGUGUGAGCCAGUUGUCUCCUCAUUUAAAUACGAAUUCGCCUCAUUUGAACCGGAAUUCACCCCAUUUAAGUCAAGCAUCUCCACAAUUGAAUACACAUUCACCUCAUGCAGUAUCAAUGGAAUCUCCAAACACGUCGAAUUCGCAGCAAAUAAGUAGAAAUUCUCCAUUGACGUCGCCACAUCAAACAAACUCUCCUACGUAUAACGCGGUCACUGGUGCAGCUCAACAAAUUAUACCGCCCGUUAAUUUCGAGCAGCUACCCGCGCCGGUUCAACAAUUAGCUCAACAAGUACAGCGUAUGCCACUUCCGCAAACGCAAAUCCCUCCAAGUCUUCCACCAGGUGCUAAUACAAUGAUUCAUGGCCCGAAUUACUUUGUACAACCACCGGGGAGACCACCGCUGUAUAGAGUUCCUGCCCCGCAGAGCAUGCAUUAUCCUCCUCAUAUAGGGCACCUAUACCAACAGUACGGACCAAGUCCGUAUUCGCAAAUGACUGCACCGCCACAAAUACAUCCGCAAUUGUCUCAACAAAUAUCACGUGGAAGGUAUCCUACCGUUGCACAAAGUAGUCGAGCACCGCGUGUGCCGCAGAGUGGGCCAGUUCCACGGCAACGUAUGAAACGUCCUGUACAGCAGGCAAUGCAAGUACAACAGAACAACACGGUGCUCAAACAACGACGAAUGGAUGUCCUACUGCCGGAUAGAAACGAGGAUGCAGAUUGUCAUGUUAUCGCACAACAAAAGAGAAACGAUGGUCUACCCGUUAUACAAAAUGUACAAGGUGCUACUACUCAACAAACGAGUAGAAAUGAUUCCACAAUACACCUUACGGAUUCUAUAACUCUUAGUGUUAGACAACCAGGUUCCGCUCCAGCUCAAGUACAGAAUGCAUCGGGUGUCAGCGGCAAGAAGUCCGACGCAAAGGCCGUGGCUAAUGUAUUGGCUGCCAGAGGUAUAACUGUUACUCCAGCAGCAAAUAAAAAUAAAUCAAGCGAACAAAACAAACAGCAGAUUCCUUCUCAGCAACAGAGGACUACAACUUCACAGCAGCCUUUAAAUGUUACAGCGCUCAAUCUGAAUUCUGCUAUUUCUAUCAUACCAGCUAGUUCGCAGAAGAAGCAACAAGAACAAGGCCAAUUUGCUGUACCCCAAAAUAAACAACAGAAUAAAACGGCCGUAAACGAAGUGGAGAGACCACCGAGACCUCCAACAGUUGAUUUAACACAAGACACUCCACCUCAGAUGCCGAUAGUUAGACGUGGAAGACCUUCACGGGCGAUGCUCGUUUGUCAAGUUUGCGAAAAGAAUUUCCCAAACCAAGAGAUGUUGACCCAACAUAUGGCUACACACCGUGCGUCCAAUAAACUACUCCAUAAGUGUAAUCUUUGUCCCGCCCAAUACCCAACGAUUCAAGCAUUAAUGACGCACAAACAAGCUUAUCAUAAAGAGGUAGAUACUGUUGCACAAAACGGAGGUGCAGAACUGGCGAUACCUGUUGUAGACUUGAAGUCGCCCCAUGUACUGAAUCGCUUGUCGAGUCUUGGUAUACAGAGUUAUAUACCGCUAUCGCAGCUUAGCGUGCAAACGGGAGGACACUUUGGUUUGCCGAUAAUCACGAUAGACGGUGCACGGAAUCCUAAUACUUGUAAUUUAGGUGCGCUUGGUGCUACAUCUAUUCUAAGUCUGGGCCCACUUAAACAUUUGUCAAACAGGUAACUGUGGACAAUUUUAUAUUCGGCCUAUGUUUCGUACAGUCUUUCUAUCUACGUCAUAAUUUUUCUUGUUAACAAUUACUUAUUACGAAUAUAGUUACAUUGCCUACCGCACUACAGGCCGUCUUUUAUUUUUCUUAUUUUUUACUAUGAUCCGACAAUACAUGUGAAUUCAAGUCCUUCGACACUUUCAUGUAAUAAGAGAAUUUCACGUCUUUCGUUUUUUCACAUUUUAUGUUUCGUUAUCUUUUCGGUUUUUUUAUUGACCUUAUUUAAUUUCAUUCACGUAAUUACCGUACAUUAGUUUAUGUAAGUUGGAAGCAAUACAGUAUUUGUAUCGACAGUUGAAGAUACGUUUGUGUUAUUAUAAAACUAAUGUAGAAGAUUCGAGAUAAACAAUCAUUAAAAGAAGAUAGUGUAUAUGUUGUACAUCAUUACAGGACAAAUUUUUAAUGCGCGUUCGGUUUCGGAUAAGCGUAUACUACUAGUACAUAUACAUAUAUGUACAUAUGCAUGUAUAAAUGUAUGUAUAUAUACAUACUAGUAUAUUUUUUUUAAUACAAAUAUGAAUAUAAAAAACUCAUCGAAUGUAUUGUUCGGAAAUAAUUUCCUAAAGGUACAUGAGACCCGGGAAUAAAUUAUGGUUCCAUACGUAGUGCCACGUAAUUGUUAAUGUCACCAAAAUCUGUAUAACAUUACAUCUGUAAAAGUAUUAUUAGAAUUCGUGCAUAUUAGAGAAGAGGAGGAAAAACUCUGUUGUCCAAAUUUUUGAAAGAUAUUGGUUUUAUAUAAUGAUAAGGAAAAUAUUACUUAUUUCAUAAACGACAGAAAUUAUUGUUACAUAAAUCGUUCGACUCACAUAUUGUUACGGCAAAUACGAUACCUAUUUUCAGUCCGAUAUCGGGAACAUUUAUAUGUUAUUACAUUAAAAAAAAACUUACAAAGGUACCUCAUUAUCAAAUGCAUCUGAUGUCUAAUAAUGUAUCAUGGAUACUUAAGACAACAGAUAUUACUUGAAUAAUAUAGUGUUGUUAAAUCACGUCCGAUUUUUCAGAAAGAAGAGUUGUGUAUUAUAAAACGUGCAAAAUUAGUACGAGAAAGAUAUCGACGAUUAUUUGCAUUUUUUCUGGUAAACAGUUUCAUUUCAUGUAUUCACUUUGCAAACUGUCGAAAUUAUAAUACCAGUUGUAAAUAUAUUUUGUAAAGAAAGAUUACGAUUAAAGCUGAUUUGUACUUGAACCUUUAGUAUUAUCUAACGUAAGUGAUAUUCAGCCAACAUUUAUCAUUAUAAAAUUACACGUUUUUUAUUUAUUGUCAUUCCUGUUAAGAUAUGGUUGCGUGUAAAUAAUCAUUUCUCAUAUAUUGCAUAUUUUAACGUAAGGCAAUCCAUUCCAUUUAAAUUACAGAGAUAUGCAAAAGGUUACUAAGACGGCAAGAACUGAUUUAAAAUAACAACAUUGUAUAUAUUUGUAUGAUAAUAAAAGAAAGUGAAGCAUAUAAUAAUUUUAAUGAAAUCUAUUUAGCUCGUUACAGGGAUAAUAAUGGGGCAUUAUAUUGUUCUUGGUUUAUAAUAAAGAUCGUAAGUUUAACGGAAAGCUAAAUUCAUUGUUCAGUUUUUAAGUUGAUUUUACUGUUGACUUUUGUUUAAAGAACAUAAAUGAAGUGCAAUAAAUCUUUUUUCUUUA
This is a messenger RNA of Ceratina calcarata, 6009 nucleotides long. RefSeq lists its product as uncharacterized. The transcript has 9 exons. The record is from RefSeq and is a predicted model, not a curated record. The coding region runs from base 1179 to 4328 and encodes 1049 amino acids. Lineage: Eukaryota; Metazoa; Arthropoda; Insecta; Hymenoptera; Apidae.